AUGGCUUCCAUUGCGAAUCAUCUUCGACCUGUUUUGCUUGAUAUUGAAAUUAACAAAUCUCUCAAAGAUGUAAAACCAUAUGGUAAUAUUUCUUCUCAAAGUUAUUUUAUGGAAGAAAAGGAAAUUUUAUUCAUGGUUGGAUCAAUUUUCAAAAUCCAAAGUGUUGUUGAACCCGAAUCAGAUGGUAUGUGGACGAUAAAACUGUCCUUGUGCAGCGAGAACGAUCAUGAAUUAAAAGAACUUGUAUCGUAUCUUCAAAUGGAUAUGUUAAAAUAUAAUCCUGAUCUAAUCUCACUUGGAAAUAUGCUACGAGAAAUGUGUGAAUAUGAAAAAGCGACAAAAUUUUUCCAGCGUCAGUUGAAUCAUUUAGAUGAUAAGAAUUCUUCUGAAGCUGCAUGUUGCUAUACGAGUCUGGGAGAUGUUGCUCGAGCCAUAGGUGAUUAUGACUUGUCUAUAACGUAUCAUAAAAAAGCAUUAGAAAUCCAUUCUUAUGUAUCAAACAAUGAUCAGCUGAUAUCUAUUGCCUAUAAUAAACUAGGUGCCGCUUUUCGUCAGAAAAAACAAUAUGAAGAAGCAUUAGAAGUUUAUCAAAAAUGUCUCAAAAUCGAACAAAGAAAACUUAAUGAAAAUCUCGAAAGUGAUGGAAUAGCAACGACUUACUAUAAUAUGGGCAUUUUGUAUGAAGAGCAAGACAAAUAUGAUGAGGCGCUGAAGUAUUAUAACCAAUCGUUGAUGAUUCGAAAAAAAUAUUUACCUCCGGAUCACUAUAAGAUUGCUCGAUUAUACAGAGGCAUGGGCGAAACAUAUUAUUAUCACGGAGACUAUGCAUUGGCAUUAGAAUACUUGAACAAGAGUUUAGAGAUGUGUGGAAAAUCGCGUACAGAAACGCAUUAUGAUUUAGGACUUCUCUUUCAUCACAUUGGGCGAGUCUACGAAGACACUGAAAAGCCAGAUUUGGCACUACAGAGCUACGUGAAAGCAGACAAAAUUUAUCGACAUGCCUUACCGUCUACUCAUGAAUGGGUAAUGGAAAAUCAGCAGCAUAUUGAAAGUGCAAAUGCGAAAUUAAACUGA
Messenger RNA from Rotaria sp. Silwood2, 1074 nucleotides. The record is from the annotation of a GenBank genome assembly. NCBI's taxonomy places the organism in Eukaryota, Metazoa, Rotifera, Eurotatoria, Philodinida, Philodinidae.